AUGGCCAAGCUCAACGUCCCGCGACCCCCAACAUCCACUGAGUUCGCGCUUGGUUCCGGCUCGGUGGUUCAGUCCGAGGAGAAUGAUAGUAUUCUCACACCAGGAGGUAGCAAGACGUCCGUGUAUCUUGAUCUCGAUAACAGCUUCGGGGUGAUGGCUGAUGGGUUCGACAUCUACUCUGACUGCAUGGCCUUUGUCUUCAACGAUGGACGAAGAGCACCAGGCAUGUGCCUGCCGGAGAACUGUCCAUGGGUGCCUACGUCGCCUGUCGCGAGUUGGAGACGGCGGUUAUCAGAGUGGAGGGCGAAACAGCAUCACCGACUACAUUACCCCGAGAACAGUGUCGUUGCUCAUGCCACACUGGGAUACGGAGAGUCCUUCGUAUACCUGAACCUCCUCUAUUACCAAAGAGAAUACUUCCCCUUUCUUCCAGCACUCGAAGAUCCGCCGAAAGGUCCUAUUGACCCACCUCUGUUGGAGGAUGAGGCGCCUCCCGGCUACUGGGACGAAAGCGCCCGCGAGUUCUUUGGCGCCGCGCAGCAUUUGGGUAGCAUCCUUCAAGAAGCCUCAGACUGCGGAGUGGCAGUCAUGACCCCGUUUGCGGGAUUCUGCGCAUUCUCCUCGUGCUUUGUCAACCUCUAUGGUUUCACUUUCCCUCGCAUCACCCUGGGCUACGCACCAAGGGCCGAAGAGCUGAUGAACACCGGGAUUGAAUAUUUGAAAAGCUUCAGCGAAGUCUGGGAUCUGGGCGAUGGCUGGGUGAGUAAUGGUCUUCGUGACGCUAAGGGAGAUCCGAAUGCUAACGCGCCUCAGCUCAAAACAAUUCAGAGCGGAUCAUUGAUGUACAAAAGGGUGAUAUCUAACAAUCACAGAUACCGUGGUCUGUCGCGAUUCAACUUCAACGUCCUCCAUCAAUCCGUCCACGAGUUCAGAGUCGUGGAUAGAUCGGCGCAACACCUGGAAGAGAUCAACAACGCCGAGAGGAACUCGAUGGGCACGGCAGAGGGUGAUAACUCGAGCGACAAGGAACAGCAAAACCCUCCUGCGUUCAGCGCUCAGGCGUUAAUAGACCCGGAUGGCAACAUUGAUGAUCAGGGGUUAUGGCCGAAUUGGUGGUCCAUGCUGGAGGAAGUGAAUGCUGCGGAGAUAUUCACGCUGACUUAA
Messenger RNA from Colletotrichum chrysophilum, 1164 nucleotides. RefSeq lists its product as uncharacterized. The record is from RefSeq and is a predicted model, not a curated record. Bases 1 to 1164 code for a protein of 387 amino acids. The transcript has 2 exons. NCBI's taxonomy places the organism in Eukaryota, Fungi, Ascomycota, Sordariomycetes, Glomerellales, Glomerellaceae. Gene Ontology annotation, cellular component: nucleus.